Orycteropus afer afer is the source of this 1932-nucleotide messenger RNA. The record is from RefSeq and is a predicted model, not a curated record. Lineage: Eukaryota; Metazoa; Chordata; Mammalia; Tubulidentata; Orycteropodidae.
AUGGAACCGCCCCUGAGACCCAGCGACGCCAGCAGACGGGCCGAUAGCCAAGACCCGGGCUCCGGCAGUGCGCAAGGGUACCGCGCGCUCGCGGCGCCAGGCCUCCGGGCCGCCAGGGGCCGCACCGCAGGGAGGAACCGGCCGCCGGCCAGUCGCCACCUGCUUGUCGAUUACACAUUAUGCAAAACCCGCCUGGAUCCUAGGAUGGAGGCAGUGCUGCCCCUCCUGCCUCCAGACAUCCUGGACGUUCCAGGGCCUCCCGCCAACAGCCCACAGACCUACAGAUGCUUGCACUCAGGUGUGGCGGGUACCCGUAACUACUUGCUCAUCUUUGUCAGGAAGAAGCCUACAGCUCACGGACAGAUCUUCAGUGAGAUCCAGUACCACAUGAACAGCUGGGUCCAAGUCUCCACAUCCCAGUGUCUCUCCAUUGCCCUCAGCCAGACAGGCACCAACUUCGAAGGACCCCCUGUGCCCGCACCCCCUCCUUGGACUAUCCUGGCCAAGCCAGUCUCCACGUUCUGCCAACAGCCCAGCCGGGGUCCUGCACGGGCGCCUGAGCGCCAGAGGCCCGCGAAGCCGCAGCCAGGGUGCGGGACAGCAGGCCUAGGCGGGGACCAAGCCGAGCCGAGACUCCCCUAUCAGGCCUUGGGAGCCAGGCGAGCCCACACCCUCACCGUGCUGUUCAUCCUCACCUGUGCCCUUGGCUAUGUGACCCUGCUGGAGGAGACGCCACAGGACACAGCCUACAAUACCAAGAGAGGAGUUGUGGCCAGUAUUUUGGUUUUCUUAUGUUUUGGAGUCACCCAAGCUAAAGACGGGCCGUUUUCCAGACCUCACCCAGCUUACUGGAGGUUCUGGCUCUGCGUGAGUGUGGUCUACGAGCUAUUUCUCAUCUUCAUCCUUUUCCAGACUGUCCAUGAUGGCCGGCAGUUCCUCAAGUACAUCGACCCCAGGCUGGGGGUCCCGCUGCCUGAGAGGGACUAUGGGGGAAACUGCCUCAUCUACGACGCUGACAACAAGACUGACCCCUUCCACAAUGUUUGGGACAAGCUGGACGGCUUUGUUCCUGCACAUUUCCUCGGCUGGUACCUGAAGACCCUGAUGAUCCGCGACUGGUGGAUGUGCAUCAUCAUCAGCGUCAUGUUUGAGUUCCUGGAGUACAGCCUGGAGCACCAGCUGCCCAACUUCAGCGAGUGCUGGUGGGACCACUGGAUCAUGGACGUGCUUGUGUGCAACGGGCUGGGCAUCUACUGUGGCAUGAAGACCCUGGAGUGGCUGUCCCUGAAGACAUACAAGUGGCAGGGCCUGUGGAACAUUCCCACCUACAAGGGCAAAAUGAAGAGAAUCGCCUUCCAGUUCACGCCCUACAGCUGGGUCCGCUUUGAGUGGAAGCCCGCCUCCAACUUGCGCCGCUGGUUGGCGGUGUGCGGCAUCAUCCUGGUGUUUCUGUUGGCAGAACUGAACACGUUCUACCUCAAGUUCGUGCUGUGGAUGCCCCCGGAGCACUACCUGGUCUUGCUCCGGCUGGUCUUCUUUGUCAACGUGGGCGGUGUGGCCAUGCGUGAGAUCUACGACUUCAUGGACGACCCGAGGGUCCACAAGAAGCUGGGCCAGCAGGCCUGGCUGGUGGCCGCCAUCACCGCCACGGAGCUGCUGAUCGUGGUCAAGUACGACCCGCACACGCUCACCCUGUCGCUGCCCUUCUACAUCUCCCAGUGCUGGACGCUUGGCUCCGUGCUGGUGCUCACCUGGACUGUGUGGCGCUUCUUCCUGCGGGACAUCACCCUGCGGUAUAAAGAGAUCCGGCGGCAGAAGCAGCAGAGCCGCGGGGACAAGGGCAGAGCCGUCAGCAACGGGGAUGGCCGCUCGCAGGGGCCGGAGGACGACCCGUUGGCCCCCGAGGGAGCAGAAGGGAGAGCCCUGAACUGA